Rhizophagus irregularis DAOM 181602=DAOM 197198 is the source of this 1122-nucleotide messenger RNA. RefSeq lists its product as uncharacterized. The record is from RefSeq and is a predicted model, not a curated record. NCBI's taxonomy places the organism in Eukaryota, Fungi, Glomeromycota, Glomeromycetes, Glomerales, Glomeraceae.
AUGGUUAGAAAAUCUAGAAGUGAUAAAAAAGAUACAAUUUGUAAACGUUGUAGUAAAGUGUGUGUAAAUCCAAAUAAACUUCGUGAACAUCUUAGACAAAAAAAUCCGUGCAAACCAUUAUCAGAGAUAACUGCUUCUAUUCAAGAUAUAAAAAGAAAAUUAGGCAUUUUUAAAAACUUACAACAGGAAACAAGCUGUAGACCUGAGAACUUUGAUAGAAAGCAUUUUUACUUAGAGAUGAAAAAAGAGGGUAAUAGACCCUAUACAGAUAAGAAAGGGGUUGUAGCCGAAAUUUGUAAAGAAAUAUUUCCAGAAAGGUUGCCAGAGGCAACAGGUGAUACUGAUAUUCCUGUUCAAACUCCUGAACCUGAACUACAAAUAACCGCUCAAGACCCUGCCCCCAAGCCAGAACUCAUUCACAGGAGAAAAGAGCGAAUUAAGACAUGGGGAGCAAGAUUGCAAAAAUGUUGGAAAGAAUUAGAUCUAGGUGAUGAGCUAAUUGAGGUAAAUGAUCUAGAUGGUUGUAAAACGCUCUUUCAUGAUCUUGAGCAGUAUGAUCCAGAGGCAGUUCGCCUACCUACAUUAAAAGAGUUAAAGAAAUAUGAAAAGAUAUUAGAGUCUGAAGGCGGUCCUGGACCUAAAACACAAUCAUUUAGGGAAGGUAAUAAUUUGAUCAAUAAAGAAUUUGAGCGCUUAGGAGAAAUUAAGGGGCCCAAAAGGUCAGAAAAGGAUUUAGAAUUUAGAGAACAAGAAGAAUUGGGAACAGCGGUUAAAAGAAGAGCUAUAGCCGUACAUCGUGCAAAAGUUCCCAAAUCCCAUCCAGAUAAUGGAAGUGAUAUACGAAAAAUGUUAGAAAGCCAAAGAAAACAGUUUAGAGAAAUACUUGAAAAGGAAUUCAAUAAGCGUGGACAAUUUAAGUUCGCUCUAUGUUCUCUUACCAAAUUUCUCAUAGAUGAUAAACCUGGGAAUGAAAAACAGGAAAAAAAGAAUUUACGAACUGACUGGCUUAGAAAUAGACAAAUUAUAGUUUAUAAUAGAAAUGAAAUAGAUGAUUACUUAAGCAAUGCUUUCGAACAAAUCCUAUACCAAGUGGAGGAGAGAGGAGGUAAGACUAAUUCUUGA